AAACUCCUACUACAACCUACACGCCAUACGCGGUACACUAUCUCUCGAAGCAACCUCGAGCUUCUUCUUCUCUUUAAAUUCAUUCCUUUUACAGAUCCCUUUUUUUUCUUCUUCAAAUCUCUUCCAAUGGUGCCUCCAAAUUCCCAACAAAUCCAGCAAUUCCUCAGCAGUGUUCUCUCUCAGCGUGGUCCUUCUGCACUUCCUUAUACUGAAGAUGUCAAAUGGUUGAUCCGUCAACAUCUGCUUUCUUUAAUCGACAUUUAUCCUUCACUUCAGCCGAAAACAGCUUCUUUCACUCAUAAUGAUGGACGUACUGUCAAUCUAUUGCAGGCUGUAGGUACUGUUCCGAUGGUUUAUUUGAAUAUUACGUAUAAUAUUCCGGUGAUUAUUUGGUUAAUGGAAUCUUACCCACGUCAUCCGCCUUUGGUUUUUGUGAAUCCGACAAGGGAUAUGGUUGUUAAACGAUCUCAUCCGUUUGUGAAUCCAUCUGGGGUUGUGUCGAUUCCUUAUUUGCAGAAUUGGAUAUACCCUAGUUCGAAUCUUACUGAAUUGGUUCGUAAUUUGAGUCAUUUUUUUGGACGGGAUCCUCCGCUUUAUGCGAAAGUACAAGCACCUCCAUCAAACCCUAACCCUAGUCCUAGACCUAGUCCUAACCCUCAUCCUCCGCCAAGUACGAGUUUUUCUAAUCACAAUUCGCCAGUUGGGUCAUCUGGAAUCCGACCCGCAAUACCUCCUCGGGCAUAUCAACCACCACCCUAUGGUGAAGUGAAAACGGAUAAUCCGGAGGAGGUUUAUAGGCGGAACGCGAUAGAUAUGCUGGUUGUUAGCUUGCAUAAGGAUAUAGUAGGGUUGAAGGAAACACAGGAGAAGGAUGUGGAUGGGUUGGUUAAUGCUCAGGGAGUAUUGAAGCAGCGAGAGAAGCAGUUGAAACAGGGUUUAAAGGAAAUGCAGGAUGAGAAAGAGGGGCUGGAGCAGCAAUUACAGAUGGUUCUGAUGAAUAGUGAUGUAUUAGAGGGAUGGCUGAGGGAAAAUGAGGGGAAAGUGACCAGUUUAGGGAAUGUGGAUGUGGAUACAGCGUUUGAGCCCUGUGAUGAUCUUUCCAAGCAGAUGCUAGAUUGCACGGCAUCAGAUUUGGCUUUAGAAGAUGUGAUUUAUUCGUUGGACAAAGCCAUACAGGGUGGGGCAAUACCAUUUGACCAGUACUUGAGGAACAUAAGGUUGUUAUCGCGCGAGCAAUUCUUUCAUCGCGCUACAGCAUCAAAAGUUAGGGCUGCUCAGAUGCAAGCUCAAGUUGCUAAUAUGGCUGCUAGAACAUCACCAUAUGCAUUGUGAUAGACAUCUUAAUCACUUGCAGUCGUGUUCACAACAGACUGGAAGUCAAUAUAUUUUCAGGUUGGUUACUUGUGAAUAAUCUGUCAAUGUGCUAUAUCUUUACCAAUAGAAUUUGACACUACAUUUUGGCAUAGGUGUUUAAUUGGUAUUUAUUGGUUGUAUCAUUUUGUUACCAAAGUAUAAUUACAUUGAAGGGAUUUCCCCUACAAUGAUAUUACGGUUUUCAUUUCUGUCAAGUCAUUUGAAGUUUCUAUGGGAUUGAGAUUUUGGACCAACAAUUAGUGUUCUGUCACUCUCCCAGAAAUGAGUAGUAAGAGGUUCCAACUCUUUCGUCUUCUCCCUUAGUCUCUGCAGUUGGGCGGUUUUUAGGAUGGAUGUCUAUACCGAGUAAUCAUUUUAAAUUGCAGUUGUAGGACUUUUAAUAAUGAAUGAUUUAAUAAGGUACAUAUAUAGUGAUCAACAUUCUGUUCAAAUACAUAUGUAUAUUUUCUCCUUCUAAUGCUAUUUGUUUAAACAUGGAGUUUGAAGAUGUGCGACUUAUAUAGUAAGUGAUAGUGGAAGAAAAUGCUACGGCAAUAGUUGAGAAGUUAGUUGAAUAUAAAAUUUGAAAUAGCUUACUGAAUCCGGUUUAUUGAAAGUUGCAGAGAAAUAGAAUGAUAUCAAAAUUUUGAAACGUUCCAAAAUAUGAAAAAUGUCAUAUGAAUUGGAAUAGUGUGAGUGUUUGGAACUACAAUUCUUGCUUUCUAGUGUAUUGGAGCAUGGAGUGACAUAAGUAUCGUUCAGGAGAACAAUAAGUACCCAAUCAAACUUGUCCCGAAUUUUCAGUUACACACCUGUGCUCGGUAGGAUCCUCCUAUUAACCUUACAUUCAAUGCUUUUGUGGUGCCUAAUGAGGACCUGCUGCUUGGACUCUUCAAAAAUAUCGACGGGUGCGUGUUGGAUCCUCCAAAGUGGUGCAUUAUUGGAAAAUCCGACACGGGUUUGGAAACUUUUUGGAGAGUCUAAGCAACAUAGCUUGCAAUUGCUAAUGAUUAGAAUGACUUGUGGUGGUGUAGUAUUCUUUGUAUGGUUGAUGAAUUUGGCUUCAAGUUGAGGGUGUAUGGAGUGGAGGAUCUUUUGAAAAGAUUAAGUUAUGACCAUUUCACGUGGAAAAUGGAAUCCGAAGAAUGCUAGGGUUAUAACUUUUAUUGGAAUACGUCUUCGGCAUUUUGAUCUAGAAGACUUGAGAUUAAGUCAGGUGAGAUCUGAAGAAUGCUAGGUUUGUAACUUUUAUUGGAAUAUGUCCCAUGCAUUUUGAUCUAGAAGACUUGAGAUUAAGUCAGGUGAGGUCUGAAGAAUGCUAGGGUUGUUACUUUAAUUGGAAUAUGUCCCAGGCAUUUUGAUCUAGAAGACUUGAGAUGAAGUCAUGCUCACCGCCAUCGUUCGUUCAAGCUUUGUGGCUCCCACAAAAAUGAUAGAAGCCUGGGAUGCUCUCCAGACAUUAUCUUGAAGUAGAGUCUCGAGUUCUUCAUUUACUGUUGAUUUGCAAACUGCGUAAAAGCAUUGGAUACUUUUGACACAAGUUAUAAAUUGAGUAGAAAAAUUAAGAGAGACAUAUGGUACUUGUUUUGCUUUUUCAUUGGAUGAUGACACUCCCCUCUCAUGCUGUCAUACUAGAAAGUCAUUAUCCAGGUGAAACAUAUACUUGUGACAACAUAUUAGCUUUUGUUGUUGCUCAACGACUGCCUGUUUAUGCCAGUGUUACAUUAUGAUUCUUUUAAAAUAGAUAUGCCACAUAUUAUUUUUAAAAAAUCAUAUCCAGGUGAAACUUAAACUUGAAGACGGUGCUCAUGUUUUUCAUAAAGAACUCAGUUGAUCGGGGUGGAUGUCUGAGCUUGUGCUCUGAUUUUCUAUUUUGUGCGUCUUUUGCUUUCGUUGAUUUUCAAACUUUGUGCACCUCUGUGCCAUGCAAACAUACAUAUCAGCAGUGCAGUUUACUUUUGUUCCUCCAAAAAGAAACAGCAUCCAUCAGUUGAGUCUGUUAAUCCACUUGAUAACACAUGAAUGUACACAUAAACGUCUGUACAUGCAUUGUAUGUGUGUGUGUAUACGCUAAAGCAAAUUAUAGUAUGUUCUUGAAAGUUACUAGUUUCAA
Molecule: messenger RNA, 3466 nt
Organism: Solanum dulcamara
Lineage: Eukaryota; Viridiplantae; Streptophyta; Magnoliopsida; Solanales; Solanaceae
Product: protein ELC-like
Exons: 1
Coding region: 127-1332 (401 amino acids)
Biological process (GO): endosome to lysosome transport; protein transport; protein modification process
Cellular component (GO): ESCRT I complex
Molecular function (GO): ubiquitin binding
Source: RefSeq, a predicted model, not a curated record